AUGAUCCACCCGGCCGGAGACACUUGCGACGAGUGGGAGCGCGCGCUCCUCGACGUCACGGCCGCGCGCACUCCCGCGGCGCUCGCAACUGCCGCUGCACGCGCUUCGACGACCGGCGACGUGGACGAAGCCGCUCACGCUCUACAGGACCUCUGUCUCCUCCCGCCGCCUGCCGCCUCUGAUUCUGGCGGCCACUAUACAGUCCAACAACAGCAGCAGCAGCAGCAAUACAAACAGCCAGUCACUCACGGCGUGUGUACUGAGGGAAACGUAUCGAGUCCGAGCGGCUACGGACCUCUGGAUCCUGUACUGGUCACGGGACUGGAAAACGCGCGCGAGCGCAUGACAGUGCUCCAGUUUGAAGACCAAAUCGUGCGCUUUCUGCGGCACUCGAGGGAGCUGCACCUCCACUUUCCGCCCUUGUCGUCGUACCAUCGACUGAUUGUCCAUCGCUUGGCACAGCGCUGCGGCCUCGAGCACCAGACAGCCGACUACAGCUCGGCCGACAACAGCUCGGCGCGCGUCGUGACGCUCAUUAAGACUGCGCAGUCCGUUGUGCCUCGUCUGCUGCUGAUUGACUUGUCCACCGAGCGGCAGGCGUCGGCCAAGGCACCCGUCUGUGCGCCGAAGAUCAUGAUGCGCAAACGCUGUGCUCCGAGGCUUGGCAGUCAUGGCCGCGGUGGGAGCGGGACCGACAAGGCCACGCCGUCGUUACAGGACCGGGAACGAGCGUACGCCGAAGCCCGUGCAAGGAUAUUUGGUGCAGACGAUAGCAAUGCAGCAGCAGCAGCUACAGAGUCGGUGUUGCCGUCGUCGCCGUCGUUGGCGCACGACAGCAGCGAACGUGCUGUCCGCACUGAAAUGGACGGUGGUAAGCACGGACAUCGACAAGCAGCUGGACCCGAUGGCAGUCGCGGGUUCGGUCGAGCCAAUGCUCUGGACGAUGGAGAUGGUGCGUCGCAGACGUGCGAGUCGAGCUCGCUCAAGGGACGACCGAGCGUCAGCGACCCCAAUGAGUAUUCGCGGGCCGUCCAGCCGAGUGCUCCGAAUGCAGCGAGCUGGAAAGAAAGCAAGGUUCUGUGGCGGAACCGCGAGCAAGAGCUGAAUGACCCGGACUUUGCGCGCAACCACGACGCGUUCCGCCCUCGUUUGAGCGGUGGGGCAGCUAACGGAAGUGGCAGUGGAGGUGAGUCACCAUUUUACGGUGACCGCUUUGGAGGCGGUGUGCGGUUUGGACAUGGCGAGCUCCAUGAGGGGCCGUACGAUCGGUUCUCUGGCUACCAGCAUCAACAAAGUGGCGGUGCACCGUCGCUACAUCCACCAGUGCUCAUGCCCAUGAUCUCGGCGGGACGUGGUCGAUACCACGGCGGCGGCCCUGAUUUUGCCAAUAAUAGAGUAGACACCAACCUUUUCCAGAGGUCUUCGCACCAGCAGUACCAUCCGCAGCAGCAGCAGCAGCAGUUCCAGCCACAUCAGAUGAACCCGCCGCCAUCCAUGGUAAUGGGGCGCAGUAGUUACGGAUACCCCUUACCGCGUGGCCGACAGCUACCGCCACAUAGUGCUGGCCCUCGCGCAGUGGUGCACAGUGAAUUUGUCGAUGACGACUUUCCCCCGCUCAAGUAA
This is a messenger RNA of Hyaloperonospora brassicae, 1623 nucleotides long. NCBI's taxonomy places the organism in Eukaryota, Oomycota, Peronosporomycetes, Peronosporales, Peronosporaceae. The record is from the annotation of a GenBank genome assembly.